UCCCGACCGACACCAGCCUCAGCACCAGCAGGCAGCAGACCCAGACAGCAAGUUAGCAACAGCGACCAUCCUUGGGCUCGGAGUGGCAACAACAUGCACGUGCAGCAGCAGGUGACGGUGCAGACUUCGGUGCUGGCCUUGGCUGGAACAGUUAUCUUCAGCGUGGGUUUUUUCUGUGGCUAUAAGAUAAAAAUGUGGAGGAUGGACUGGCUGAGGUGGCGGCGAGAGAGGCUGCAGAAGAAGAUACAGCAGACGCAGGCACAGAUAGACUUGAUCCAGCGCAGUUAGCCCUUGAAUGGUGCCGUCCCUGCAAACAAACAUCCUUGAUUAACCUGUGCCAUCAUCUGCACUAAACUAGUGAACACCUUUGUAAAUAGAAGCUUGGGAAAGUUCAUGUCCUUAUAUCACUAAGCAAAACUCUAAAUAAAUAUUUUCAUAAUAUUGCUUGAUAUGAUUCUCUAUACAUGGUGAUAAAGCAAGGACAAAGAGGGAGAGAUAGAUAGAGAGAGAGAGAGAGAGAGAGAGAGAGAGAGAGUUGAGGUAAGAAGAAGUGAGAGAAGAUUGUAUUAGGUGGUUGGAGUAUGGCAUUGUCAGGCGUGGGUGAGGCAGUGAUGGCAGGGGUAGUUGUGGUGCAUGGGGGUGCCUGGGAUGUGCCUCAACACAUGUGGGAGGCCAGCGUGGAGGGCGUGAAGGCAGCUGCCCGCCGUGGCCACCAGGUCCUGAGUGGUGGAGGGUCAGCAGUGGAGGCAGUGGAGGCAGCUGUGGUGGUGCUAGAGGACAACCCUGUCUUUGAUGCUGGCACAGGUUCAGUCCUCACCCUAGAUGGCGAGGUAGAGAUGGAUGCCCUGAUCAUGUCUGGUGAGAGACUAAGGGCUGGAGCAGUGGCAGCCAUCAAGAAUGUACAAAACCCUGUCAAAGUGGCUCGCCUGGUGUUAGAAAAGACUCCCCAUGCAAUGCUGGCAGGUGAAGGAGCCAAUCAUUUUGCUGCUGCCCAUGGCCACCCACAGGUGCCACCAGACACACUGGUCACUCCAUAUGCUAAGCAUGAACUGGAAACCUUCAAGAAGUUUACCAAGUCUGUUGACAGUCUGUUCAACGUGCUGCAGUGACAGAAGCAAAGUGGCCAUGAUACUGUAGGGUGUGCAGCACUGGACAGCUUUGGACACACUGCUUGUGCUACCUCCACUGGCGGCAUCUCUGCUAAGAUGCCUGGUAGAGUUGGGGACCCUGUGCCUGGAGCAGGAGGUUAUGCUGACGACCAGAUUGGGGCUGUCUCUACCACAGGCCAUGGAGAGUCCAUCAUGAGGGUGUGUUUUGCACGUCACAUCACUGCCACUAUGGCCACAGGAGUACCAGUGAACAGCAGCAUUCAGAAAAGCUUGGAGCACAUGGCUGAACGUGUGGAGGGCUGUGGAGGUGCAGUGGCUGUGUCUUGCAGUGGUGAGAUAGGGGUGGGCUUCUCCACUCCCCGCAUGCCCUGGGCGUAUGUGAAGGACCGUGUUCUUCAUUAUGGCAUCCAUCCUGGUCAGCACAUGAAGGAAGACCUGUAGUUACCUGAAGGAAAUAUGCACGCCUUUACUGGUUUUAUGUGAGGUGGACAAUUGAGGUGUUUAAUGCACUUGUGACUUUACCUUCAUAGUGUGGCAGCUUUAUAAAUCCAUUACUAUUGUAUACAUACUAAUCUUUGUUUGAUUUUGUAGUUUACAUGGAAAUACUAGUUUAUUUUUAAACAAAUUUUUCUGGUUUACUAAGUUUAUUAAUCAAGAUUGUGAUGUUUUGUGCUGGUCUACUGUAAUAACAGGGUGCUUCAGAUGUUCAAAAAUUGUUCACUCAUCAAA
Molecule: messenger RNA, 1838 nt
Organism: Portunus trituberculatus (swimming crab)
Lineage: Eukaryota; Metazoa; Arthropoda; Malacostraca; Decapoda; Portunidae
Product: isoaspartyl peptidase/L-asparaginase-like
Molecular function (GO): asparaginase activity
Source: RefSeq, a predicted model, not a curated record